UUUUAUUAGUGGGUCAAGAACGCCCGAUUACACACGCAUGCCUGAGUGUGUUGUGUCACACGAUUAAAAAUGUAUGACACGGUUUCUGUGCGUUAGUAUAAAAUUGGUUCAAUAUAAAGUUUGUGAAAGUGAACGUUUGUGUUCGUAAACGCAUGUGUCAGUCGCUUCUCCGUCUUCCCCUGAGCUUUGAGUGAAGACCUGAAGCGACCCGGUGAAGCAUGCUGUCCCUCAAGGAGAAGGACCGGCCCAUCGUCAGAAAGCUGCUGUGCGCCGGCUGCUGUGUGAGAUGCGUUCUGCGCUUCUGCUGCGUGGGAAGCAGCUCCGCUUACAGACGGCCCUACCAGGACUUGCACAAGGAGCUUCUGGCCUUCAUCAGUGAGGAGGCGUCCCACGAUGCCUCUGUUGAGGAGACUAACGACGGCCCUCGGAGUAAACGCGCGAGGAUGGAUGAGGACUCUUUCUCACCGGAGCGGACGGACUCGGACGUUUGUCCCGUCUGCUUAGGAGUCCUGCAGGACUUCUGUGAUCCCACCUUCGCCAAACAGGUGUCAGAUGCCGUGAAAGAACAACAGUACGAGUUUGACAGUCUGGUGCUGACCGUUUCUCUUCCCGCUCAGCUGUCCGUCAGAGAGCAUUCCUGCUGGUUGCACAUCAAGAAAGAAGUCAGAGAGAAGAGCAUGUGUUUGGGUAAAGAGGACGUCAUCCAGGUGAAGGACGCUUUCAAGUGGGCCGUACAGGGAAAGAUCGGACAGGAGCUGGGAGCCGCUGUCGUGGCCAAUAGUCCUUGUGAGGUGAGCGUCGGCUUCAUACACCCGGAAACAGAGGAGGACUGUCAUUUCUUAGCCGAUACCUGUCCAGACUGUUUCAAACCCACCAAAAACAAAGUGUCCAUCUUCACCCGGAUGGCCGUGGUUAAAGCUCUGGAGAAGAUCUCUGAAGAGAGGUUUAGCAGGCAUUACCCGUGUCCACCAAAGAAAGCUAACACUAGAUGUACAGCGCUGGACACCACAUGUCUCCACACCUCCGUUUUCAUAGCAGGUCGGUAUAAUAAGUUUUCGCGGGAGCUUCCACAGACGCCGUGGGUGAUCGACGGAGAGCGACGGAUGGACGGCUCGGUGGAGGAGCUGAUCGCCGCUCCCCUCCUGUCCUCGUUCAGAGCAGACGGUUUUAACUUCUCGUCUUCGGGGAGGGAGGAUGUGGACGUGAGGACUCUGGGAAAUGGUCGACCGUUCGCCGUGGAGCUGCUGAACCCCCAUCGAGCCAAACUGAGCGGAGCUGAAAUCAGACAGCUGCAGGAGACGAUCAACCAGUCCUCUGAUAAAAUUAGAGUACGAGACCUACAGAUCGUUACCAGAGAAGCAACGAGCCGUAUGAAAGAGGGUGAAGAAGAGAAGACUAAAACCUACAGCGCCCUCAUCUGGACGCAGAAGGCCAUCGACGGCACCCAUCUGGAGUUCCUAGCAAACAUCAAGGAUCUGAAGAUCGCUCAGAAGACUCCACUGAGGGUCCUGCAUCGCCGGCCGCUGGCGGUCCGACAGAGACUCAUCCACUCCAUGAGCACCGUUUAUCUGGACCAACACCACUUCACCCUGAAGCUGCGCACACAGGCCGGCACGUACAUUAAAGAGUUUGUGCACGGAGACUUCGGCCGCACGAAGCCCAACCUCUGCGACCUCAUGAAAACCGACGCUGAUAUUCUGGAGCUGGAUGUCGAGUCUGUUGACAUCGACUGGCCUCCUGCUAUUCCAGAUUGACAUUCGGAUUUUGAGAAUAGUUGUAUGUCAGGGCUAUAUUAUAUAUUAUUUGAUUAAUACAGUUCUUUGUUAGUUUGACUGUGAUUUGGUUGAAUUAAAGAAAGUGGCACUCGAUGCAUUUUCUUUUAUAAAA
This is a messenger RNA of Puntigrus tetrazona (Sumatra barb), 1887 nucleotides long. RefSeq names its product pseudouridine synthase 10 (gene pus10). Lineage: Eukaryota; Metazoa; Chordata; Actinopteri; Cypriniformes; Cyprinidae. Bases 219 to 1754 code for a protein of 511 amino acids. The record is from RefSeq and is a predicted model, not a curated record. Gene Ontology annotation, biological process: tRNA pseudouridine synthesis. The transcript has 18 exons. Gene Ontology annotation, molecular function: pseudouridine synthase activity; RNA binding.